Messenger RNA from Olea europaea var. sylvestris, 949 nucleotides. RefSeq names its product 7-deoxyloganetin glucosyltransferase-like. The record is from RefSeq and is a predicted model, not a curated record. The annotation marks the transcript as partial. The transcript has a single exon. NCBI's taxonomy places the organism in Eukaryota, Viridiplantae, Streptophyta, Magnoliopsida, Lamiales, Oleaceae. Gene Ontology annotation, molecular function: UDP-glycosyltransferase activity.
GCCAUCAUUUUCAAUACAUUUGAUGAAUUGGAAGAAGAAGUUCUCGAAGCAAUUCGAGCCAAAUACAAUCGUGUUUACACUAUAGGUCCAAUCCAGUUGCUCGAGAAAGAAAUUUACGAGCAAAACCUUAAAUCCAUUGGAUCAAACCUUUGGAAAGAAGACAUGGAAUGUUUAAAUUGGCUUGAUCAGAGAAAAAACGAUUCUGUUCUUUACAUUAAUUUUGGUAGCAUCACACCGUUGUCACCUGAUCAAAAGGUGGAAUUUGCUUGGGGACUUGCUAAGAGCAAUCACCAUUUCUUGUGGAUCAUUAGGCCUGAUUUGAUGAAUGGCAAAGGAUCGAUUUUACCAGAAGGGUUCUUGGAGGAGACUAAAGGGAGAGGUUUAAUGGUGGGUUGGUGUCCACAGGAACAAGUUUUAGCACACCCUGCAAUUGGUGGAUUCUUAACACAUUGUGGCUGGAAUUCAACAAUUGAGACUAUAUCAGAAGGGGUGCCAAUGGUUUGCUGGCCAUUUUUCGCCGAACAGCAAACAAAUUGUCGAUACGCGUGCAAGAAAUGGGAUAUUGGAGUGGAGAUUGAAGGGAAUGUUACCAGAGGGAAAGUGGAGAAAAUGGUGAGAGUGAUGAUGGAGGGGGAAAAGGGGAAGGAAAUGAGAAAGAAGGCACUGGAAUGGGAAGAAAAGGCUCAGUUGGCAGCUAAACAUGGUGGCUCUUCCUACCAGAACUUGGAGAAAUUAAUCCUUGAGACUCUUCUCAACAACCACUACCACUAGUGAUAUGCAGUAUUAAAUUGUCUUAUUAAUUGUAUUGAAUAGUCAUAUUAAAAUAGGACUGAACAAUGGGAUCGGCAUCGUCAAACAAAGUAAUCACCAUCUUCUUUUCAUUAUUGUGCCAUUAAAGUGUGAUUUUUUAGUCUUGCCUUCUGUUUGUUUAACUGAAAUCCCGUUUUUA